AUGGCUACCCAGCGUAAGACUCAGUUGUCGCCUGUGAACAGGGCUUGGUGGAAAGAGGCCUCUGUCUAUCAGAUCUAUCCGGCUUCGUUCAAGGACUCCAACGGGGAUGGAAUCGGCGAUAUCCCAGGGAUCAUCUCGGAGCUCGACUACCUGAAGGCCCUUGGGGUCGAUCUCGUUUGGCUCUCUCCAAUCCUUCAAUCCCCGCAGGUAGACAUGGGAUACGAUGUGUCUGAUUAUUAUCAAAUCCACGCCCCGUACGGUACGGUCAAAGAUGUGGAUGCGCUCAUUCAGGGUUUAAACCAACGGGGGAUGAGAUAUGUCAUGGACCUUGUGGUCAAUCAUACUUCCGACCAGCACGAGUGGUUUAAACGCUCGAGAUCGUCCCGAGACAAUAAAUACCGAGACUGGUACAUAUGGAAAAAGCCCAAGUACGGUGUAGAUGGUGUCCGUCAGCCGCCAAAUAACUGGAAAGCCUAUUUUGGAGGCUCUGCGUGGCAGUACGAUGAAACAACCGACGAAUAUUAUCUGCACCUGUUCGCGCCGGAGCAGCCAGACCUCAACUGGGAAAACCCCGAAGUCCGGUCCGCGGUGCACCAGAUCAUGAGAUAUUGGCUGGACAAAGGCGUCAGUGGAUUCCGCAUGGAUGUCAUCAACAUGGUCAGCAAGGACCAAGGCUUCCCUGAUGCACCCAUCACCGAUGCAAACAGCCAAUGGCAGCAUGGGGCGAUGUACUACUGCUGCGGACCACGUCUCCACGAAUACCUACAAGAACUGGGACGGAUCCUGAAGGAUUAUGAUGCCUUUUCCGUCGGUGAGAUGCCGAAUGUGUAUGAUCCGGCGGAAAUUGGGAAGGCCGUGGGUUUUGACCGCGGCGAAUUAGCCAUGGCGUUCCAAUUCGAGAUCAUGGAUAUCGACCAUGGCCUGGGAGGCAAAUUCUCUCCGCAUCAAUAUCGCAUGUCGGACCUGAAGCAUAUCGUGUCCAAAUGGCAGGACUUCAUGUACCAGAAUGCGGGCUGGAACGCCUCUAUCUUGAAAACCACGACCAAGGAAGGACUAUAUCACGGGAAGAUGCUAGCAACCUUCCUGGGUCUUCAAGGAGGGACUCCGUUUGUGUACCAGGGACAGGAAUUAGGCCUAGUGAAUGUGCCAGCGACCUGGGGCAUUGAGAAGUUCAGGGAUAUCGAGACUUUGAAUCAUUGGGACGAGAUGAUGGCUGCAUACCCCCACGACACGGAGCUCCACCAGAUGACAUUACAACAGUUCCGCGUCAAGUCUCGCGAUAAUGGACGCACCCCGAUGCAAUGGACCAGUGGCAAAUUUGCAGGAUUUACCACUGCGCCCAACGGCCCAUGGAUUGAUGUGCAUGACGACUACGAAGACUGGAAUGCCGCGGCCCAGGUGGGCAAGCCAAACAGUGUUUUCCAACACUGGGCAAAGGUCCUUGGGCUACGCAAAACACAUAAGGACCUCUUCGUAUAUGGCUCGUUCAGCUUGGUGGAUGAAGCGAAUGAUGAUCUAUUCGCCUAUCUGCGAAUGCAUGGAGGCCAGUCAGCUUUGGUGUUGGCCAACUUCACAGACAAAGAAGUGAAAUGGGUUGUUCCGGCCGAAACGACCUCAAUUCUUGAACAUGGCGUUGUGCUGCUUGGAAAUUAUCAGUGUGGCCACCCAGUGCUACCUGAUGGCACCAUCUCUGUGAAGCCAUUUGAAUCGUUUGUGAUUCUUCUGGAUAGUUCAAGUGCCAGGAUCGGACUUGGUGGGGGGAAGCUCUGA
Molecule: messenger RNA, 1770 nt
Organism: Aspergillus nomiae NRRL 13137
Lineage: Eukaryota; Fungi; Ascomycota; Eurotiomycetes; Eurotiales; Aspergillaceae
Product: glycoside hydrolase family 13 protein
Exons: 4
Coding region: 1-1770 (589 amino acids)
Biological process (GO): oligosaccharide catabolic process
Molecular function (GO): alpha-amylase activity
Source: RefSeq, a predicted model, not a curated record